This is a messenger RNA of Pestalotiopsis fici W106-1, 819 nucleotides long. RefSeq lists its product as uncharacterized. The record is from RefSeq and is a predicted model, not a curated record. The transcript has a single exon. The coding region runs from base 1 to 819 and encodes 272 amino acids. Lineage: Eukaryota; Fungi; Ascomycota; Sordariomycetes; Amphisphaeriales; Sporocadaceae.
AUGUGUCUCUUGGUCAACACAUACAAGACCUGCGCCUUAUUCGGCCAUCCGAUCGAUGACACCAAUGCGCAUGGGUUCGAAAUGGUGCUUUGCGACGAGGCCGAAGCCAACAAUGACACUUUUGGCGAGUGCAGCAGCGUCGAGACUCGUAAUAUCGCCGACUGUUCAUAUCCACUCUGUACCGAAUGCGACGCGGCGGACAAGGAGAUGCGUCGGCAAGUCGAGGCCAUCUUGGAACUAAACGAAGAAGCUGGCGCCAUCGAGACCCCCGUCGUCACCGAGGACUUUGUCCAGCGCCUGCGCGGCAUACCUAUCGAUCGGAGCAGAGCGCCUGGAGUGUCUGUCGAGGAUAUGCUGCACUUUUUGCGACAGGGAACCAUCAGGGAUGUUCCCGAAGUCGACCAGAGACGAGCAGAGGCCUGGGCGAGGUGCAAGAGGCGGGAACUUGGCUCCAAAGGCGACCUGCCCACCACGACGAGACAAAUGUUUGCGCAUUGGCUCGUCAUGGCCUGCAAAGUGAGACAUAUCAUGGCUGCGAGGAGGCUUGCCCGCGCAGAGGGAGAUGGCCAUCGGGAUAUUUUGCUGGAGUCGUUGACCACUCAGACGAGUCUCGCCUCUGUCUACCGAGCUCGACUUGUAAAUCUUGGUGUGUUUGAGAAGUACCUCCUUUUGGCCGGAAUUUGUGAGUUCCCGACUCGUGCGACUUGGCUGUCAUCCGAACUUGACGCCAUUAGUGAAGAAGUCGAUUUGGAGAUAUCGAAGACUGAUCAGAAAGUAGAUGUAGCCGAUCCAGUCACAAGCGGGCGCGUGGAACUUUGA